AUGCAGGUGACAAACUCGACUGUGUUCUGGCUUUUGCUCCUGGUCUCGGCUAUCACUUCGGGGCUGCUGUACUCCUACUCUACCAAGAUGUUAACCAACAUCAAUUUGGGUGGAAUCAGGACAAUAUCAGUUACCAAUCAUACCACCAACCUUGAAGAACACAACCUUUGGGAAAGAAAGCUCUGCAAUCUCUCACUGGCCCAUACUGUUCAAAAGCACAAUCAUUUCAAGAAUAAAUUUAACUUCAGUGUCCCAGUGCUGCUAUGGGACAGGCUUUUCUCCAGGGAGCUCUGGAACCAACUGGAUCAACGGAAUCCUCCCUAUGGCUGGCAGGGGCUUUCCUAUGAAGUUAUAGUUUCCACCUUGAAACUCCUGAACACCUCAACCAGUGCUCACCUGUUUGAUCCCACCAUGAAACAACAUAAGAGUUGCAUUCGAUGUGCUGUUGUGGGCAAUGGUGGCAUCCUCAAUGGGUCCCGUCAAGGUCAAGAAAUUGAUUCCCAUGACUUCAUUUUCAGGGUCAAUGGGGCUGUCAUCAAAGGCUAUGAGAAAGAUGUGGGCACCAAGACCUCAUUCUAUGGUUUCACUGUGAACACAAUGAAGAACUCUCUGAUUUCUUACAGGAAACUGGGCUUCACUUCAGUGCCCCAAGGCAAAGACUUGCGCUAUAUCUUCAUUCCCUCAAAUGACCGGGACUAUCUCAUGCUAAGGUCAGCCAUUCUAGGUAUGCCUGUCCCUGAAGGCCGUGACAAAGGAGAUCAGAAUGGCCAAGAGCUACUCAAGUGAUGGUUAGCAAGGUUCAGUUUUGAAUAGACCAGACCACAGGCCUAUUUUGGACCAGAAGCCGCUGCAAGUAAAUUCAAGCUGUUACAUCCAGAUUUCAUCAACUACCUGAAAGAGAGUUUUCUGAAAUCCAAAAUCAUCCAAACAAAGAGGGGGCACCUCUAUAUACCUACUACUGGGGCUCUUAUGUUGCUGACAGCUUUGCAUACCUGUGACCAGGUCAGCGCUUACGGGUUUAUCACGAGCAAUUACUUGAAUUUUUCUGAUCAUUAUUAUGAGCACAAGAAGCAGCCUGUGGUGUUUUACAUCAAUCACGACAUGCCCCUGGAAGCCAUCCUAUGGAGGAAUUUGCACAAGGCAGGCAUCAUGCAUCUAUAUCAGCGCUGA
Molecule: messenger RNA, 1170 nt
Organism: Gracilinanus agilis (Agile Gracile Mouse Opossum)
Lineage: Eukaryota; Metazoa; Chordata; Mammalia; Didelphimorphia; Didelphidae
Gene: ST6GALNAC2
Product: ST6 N-acetylgalactosaminide alpha-2,6-sialyltransferase 2
Exons: 10
Molecular function (GO): sialyltransferase activity
Source: RefSeq, a predicted model, not a curated record